UCACUGCCCUUACCUUCAGCAGGAGCGCGCGCCGAGGAGUCUGCGCCCGCCCGCCCUCCGCUCUGUCUCGCAGCCGCCCACUGCCCGCUUGCCGCCCACCAUGGCCCUGCUGCACUCUAGCCGCGUCCUGUCCGGGAUCGCCGCUGCCUUCCACCCAGGCGUCGCGGCCGUGGCUUCUGCCAGAGCCAGCUCCUGGUGGGCCCAUGUGGAGAUGGGCCCCCCAGAUCCCAUCCUGGGGGUCACAGAAGCCUACAAAAGAGACACCAACAGCAAAAAGAUGAACCUGGGCGUUGGCGCCUACCGGGACGACAGUGGAAAGCCUUACGUGCUCCCUAGCAUCCGGAAGGCAGAGGCCCAGAUUGCUGCAAAAAAUCUGGACAAAGAAUACCUGCCCAUCGGGGGACUGGCCGAGUUUUGCAAGGCAUCCGCGGAAUUAGCUCUGGGCGAGAACAGCGAAGUGGUGAAAAGUGGCCGGUAUGUCACCGUGCAGACCAUUUCUGGAACCGGGGCCUUAAGGAUCGGAGCCAGUUUUCUGCAAAGAUUUUUCAAGUUCAGCCGAGAUGUCUUUCUGCCGAAACCGACCUGGGGGAAUCACACGCCCAUCUUCAGGGACGCAGGCAUGCAGUUACAGAGCUACCGGUACUAUGACCCCAAGACGUGCGGCUUUGACUUCAAAGGCGCCAUGGAGGACAUUUCAAAAAUACCACAGCAGAGUGUUAUUCUUCUCCAUGCCUGCGCCCACAAUCCCACGGGAGUGGACCCUCGCCCGGAGCAGUGGAAGGAGAUAGCUUCGGUGGUGAAGAAAAACAACCUCUACGCGUUCUUCGACAUGGCCUACCAAGGCUUUGCCAGUGGUGACGGCGACAAGGAUGCCUGGGCUGUCCGCCACUUCAUCGAACAGGGCAUCAACGUGUGCCUCUGCCAGUCCUAUGCCAAGAACAUGGGCUUAUACGGGGAGCGCGUGGGAGCCUUCAGUGUGAUCUGCAAAGAUGCUGAUGAAGCCAAGAGGGUGGAGUCGCAGCUGAAGAUCCUGAUUCGUCCCAUGUAUUCCAACCCUCCCAUCAAUGGGGCCCGGAUCGCAUCCACCAUUCUGACGAGCCCCGAUCUGCGGAAACAAUGGCUGCAGGAAGUGAAAGGCAUGGCCGACCGCAUCAUCGGCAUGCGGACUCAGCUGGUCUCCAACCUCAAGAAGGAGGGCUCCUCCCACAACUGGCAGCACAUCACCGACCAGAUCGGCAUGUUCUGUUUCACAGGACUAAAGCCCGAACAGGUGGAGCGGCUGACCAAGGAGUUCUCCAUCUACAUGACGAAGGACGGCCGCAUCUCGGUGGCAGGGGUCACCUCGGGCAACGUGGGCUACCUUGCCCAUGCCAUUCACCAGGUCACCAAGUAAUUUCCCUGACAAGAGGAAACAGAGACGACCUUCCCGGCAACCUCUGCUGUUGGGAGAUUCCCACAGAGGAAGAGGGAGGGUGGAUGGUGGUGAGCGGAUCAUUUCUUUCAACCACGGUACUGAAAACUCAGUGCUUGAAUGCGUUUCUCAGAAAAGAACAUGUAGGGAAAUGGGCAGAGGCAUCUGUGGCUGGUGCCUGGGACUUUGUGGCUCUAAACCAAACUCUCCCCGAUCUUUAUACCUCCAGCUUUUCCGAGAGAGUUUACAUGUACAAGAAAGUUGUAGCCAAAAAAACCAUCAAUCAGACCAUUGCAACAUUUCCGAAGCUUUAACUGAAGCAACAUAUGGUAUUGAUUCAGCAUGAAAAUGCCACUUACUGGAGGCUUUAUGAGAAGAACUAGUCCAAACAAUAGUGGCUCCGUGUUUGUCUUCCCGGGACAGAGCAGCCUGACCAACACACCACGUCACAGAAAUCACAUGUUGUCAAAACCCGUGAGUCGGCUGCCACUGCAGCAGGAAAAUUAAAAGAUGCUGUUUCCUGUCUUAUUUAAGGAAAAAAAAGGAAGAAGGCUCUCCUUGUAGGUACUCACAGGCACUUGAAUGUUCCCCUCUCUGAUCACUGCUGGUCUUCUUCGUAGGCACAGGGUCUUUCAUCCUGUUCUGUUGCUUGAUUGACCACCAGGCCCAUCCUGUAGCUCUGGCUCAUUUGAAGAAUGAAGACCGUAAUUUACUGCUCACCCCAUCCCCUCACCUUGCUCAACAAAGAACAGCAGAGGAUGGUAAACAGACCAUUUCAGCAUCCUCUUCAGUGAUCGUCUGCUGCCGGAUGUCACCUCUGCCCAGUCGGACCUCACACCUCUGUCGUUGCUGUCGUGAGCCGGGCCAGGCAGGUGGAACCAGCGGAGGACAUUCAGGGCUUUGGUUCUGACCUCCGCGUGCUUCCAGCUGGGCUCCGGCUGCACCCCUGGGGAAGAUAACCACCAUCUGCUCCGAUCGUGUAGACUUACUGCAGGCUGGUUUCUCUUGUUACAAUAAAGUUACCGUAGACCCAA
Molecule: messenger RNA, 2445 nt
Organism: Artibeus jamaicensis (Jamaican fruit-eating bat)
Lineage: Eukaryota; Metazoa; Chordata; Mammalia; Chiroptera; Phyllostomidae
Gene: GOT2
Product: glutamic-oxaloacetic transaminase 2
Exons: 10
Coding region: 101-1393 (430 amino acids)
Biological process (GO): biosynthetic process; L-aspartate catabolic process
Cellular component (GO): mitochondrion
Molecular function (GO): pyridoxal phosphate binding; L-aspartate:2-oxoglutarate transaminase activity
Source: RefSeq, a predicted model, not a curated record